AUGUCCACCGAAGUUCAGACCUCGAAUUGGCGCCUUGUCCAGAUCGGCCGUAUCGUCCGUAUCGAGGAGGGACCAUACGCCGGUAAACUGGCCAUCAUCGUAGAGGUUAUCGACCACAAGCGUGUCCUCGUUGAUGCUCCUUCCUGCACCGGGCUCGUCCGCCACUCGAUUCCUCUCGCCCACCUUAUCUUGACCCCCAUUGUCUGCAAGUCCCUUCCUCGUGGUGCCCGCAACGGAAAGGUUACCAAGGUUUGGGAGAAGGAGGAGGUCGACAACCAGUGGAACAAGUCCGCCUGGGCCCAGAAGCUCGUCGCCAAGGAGAGGAGACGACAGCUGACCGAUUUCGAGAGAUUCCGCGUCAUGGUGCUGAGGAAGCAGAGGAGGUUCGACGUCAGGAAGGCUGCGGCCAAGGCCUAA
Messenger RNA from Morchella importuna, 417 nucleotides. RefSeq lists its product as uncharacterized. The transcript is spliced from 3 exons. The coding region runs from base 1 to 417 and encodes 138 amino acids. Gene Ontology annotation, cellular component: cytosolic large ribosomal subunit; ribosome. The record is from RefSeq and is a predicted model, not a curated record. Gene Ontology annotation, biological process: ribosomal large subunit biogenesis; translation. Gene Ontology annotation, molecular function: RNA binding; structural constituent of ribosome. Lineage: Eukaryota; Fungi; Ascomycota; Pezizomycetes; Pezizales; Morchellaceae.